This is a messenger RNA of Selaginella moellendorffii, 457 nucleotides long. Its product is annotated as metallothionein-like protein 4B. Lineage: Eukaryota; Viridiplantae; Streptophyta; Lycopodiopsida; Selaginellales; Selaginellaceae. The transcript has 3 exons. Gene Ontology annotation, molecular function: zinc ion binding. Bases 73 to 330 code for a protein of 85 amino acids. The record is from RefSeq and is a predicted model, not a curated record.
UAUCGGCUAUUCGGCAAUAGGUUUUUGAGAGGAGAGAAAGAAGAGAGAAGAGAAGGGAAGAGAUCAAGAGAGAUGGCACGCACUGAGGGAUGUGGCUGCGCUACUCCAUGCCCUUGCGGCGACGCUUGCAAGUGUGGGAUGGACAAGGAGAAAUCGUCCGCUCCAGGCGCUGAGACCUCAUCAUCGUUUUGCAGCUGCGGCGAGAAGUGCAGCUGCGACCCUUGCUCGUGCUCCAAGGUGAGCGCCUCGGGCGACGGCUUCUGCAAGUGUGGCAGCGAGUGCAAGUGUGACAAGUGCUCCUGCGCCAAGUCGGUGGUGGCGAGGGCGUGAACCAAGUGUCCUGAGCGUACUCCAUGUAAGAGGAAACAUGUGUUCCCUGUUGUCUAGAGGACAGUUUAUAAAAGCUUGUACUUUCUAGCUUCUUAUGAAUCAAACAAAAGUUCCAUCGUUUUCCUUA